AUGUGGGAGGCGACGCUGGAGCUCAACGUUAUCAGCUACAGCGCUGUGAUCAGCGCGUGCGCGACGGACCAGCAGUGGCAGCGGGCUUUAGCGCUGCUCAGCGAGAUGUGUGAGGCGACGCUGGAGCCCAACGCCAUCAGCUACAGCGCUGUAAUCAGCUCGUGCGAGAAGUGCGAGCAGUGGCAGCGGGCUCUAUCGCUGCUCAGCGAGAUGUGGGAGGCGACGCUGGAGCCCAACGCCAUCAGCUACAGCGCUGUGAUCAGUGCGUGCGGGAAGUGCGAGCAGUGGCAGAGGGCUUUGGCGCUGCUCAGCGAGAUGCGGGAGGCAACACUGGAGACCGACGUCAUUCAGCUACAGCGCUGGGAUCACCGCGUGCGAGAAGGGCGAGCAGUGGCAGCGGGCUCUGGCGCUGCUCAGCGAGAUGCGGGAGGCGACGCUGACACCCGGAGUCAUCUCUUCAGCUACAGCGCUGGGAUCAGCGCUUGCGAGAAGGGCGCGCAGUGGCAGCGGGCGUUGGCGCUGCUCAGCGAGAUGCG
Messenger RNA from Prorocentrum cordatum, 536 nucleotides. The record is from the annotation of a GenBank genome assembly. NCBI's taxonomy places the organism in Eukaryota, Dinophyceae, Prorocentrales, Prorocentraceae.